CUGAGUUUGCUUGUAUCGCAGAUUGAGCAAUCUUUCAGAGUCGGAAUGCAGUGCAAGCCUACAAUUGAUUCUCGAAUCCAAAAGUAACAGACGUUUGUUUAGGUUGUCAAUAAGAGUGGUAGGUGGUGUCCGUGGUUGCUGUGCGCGAUUCAAGAGCCUCUCCGCUAAUUGCUGAAUUCUGAUGAACACACAUAAUUUUUCGUCCAGGUGGUGCGCCUCUUAUAUUGUACUUUUUAUUAGCCCAUGCACUACUUACCGGCGUGAUGGGUGUGGAGGAUAAAGAUCAAAAGCCGCAGAAUUAUGAACCAAAUAUGGAUUCAGUCGGGUUCAAUGCAGAGAGUGUGGUGGCAGGCAUGGUUGCUCCUCUGCAGGCUUUGAGAGAACUCCUCCUCUGGCCUGUAAUGUAUUCGAAAGAAGCUGCAUCCCUUGGUUUACGGUGGCCCAAAGGACUUCUUUUGUACGGACCACCUGGUACUGGUAAGACAAGCGUGGUUCAUGCUGUUGCUCGAGAAUGCAACGCUCAUUUUACGUCUCUCAGUGGUGCUUCUGUCCAUAAGGCAUUUGCUGGAGAAAGUGAGAAGGUAUUGCGGGAAGCUUUUAGUAAGGCGGCUUUAGAAGCAGCUAUUGGAAGACCAGCUAUAAUUUUCAUCGAUGAAAUAGACACCAUGUGCCCUCCUCGGGACUCUAGGCGCCAACAAGAGACAAGACUGGUUGCUCAACUUUUGACUUUGAUGGAUGGUAUUGGGUCUUCAAAAGCGGGGUUGGCCGGUACUUCUAGAGUAGUUGUCGUUGCUGCAACUAAUCGCGUUAACUCCAUUGACUCUGCUUUGAGGAGACCUGGCCGUUUUGAUCGUGAAAUAGCAGUUCCACCUCCAAACGCCCAUGAGCGGCAUGCCAUUCUUCGUCUGCAUUCACGGAAAUUCCCUCUCGACACUUCAGUGGAUCUUGUUGCAGUGGCUAAAAUGUGCAACGGGUACGUCGGUGCUGACCUACAAGCCUUGUGUCGUGAGGCUGCCAUGUCAGCGCUGUCUCACAAUGAAGGAGUGCGGCCUGUAGAAAUGAAGGACUUCGAAGAGGCUCAUAAGAGAGUCGGAGCUAGCAUUGUGCGAGGUUCAGUCGCAGAGGUUCCUGAGGUAUCCUGGGACGAUAUCGGUGGACUGCAUGAAGUCAAGAAAAGACUACAGCAGGCUGUGGAAUGGCCAAUUAAGCAUGUUGAUGCGCUUACAAGACUCGGGAUCAGACCUGCUCGAGGGGUCCUUCUUCACGGCCCACCUGGUUGCUCCAAAACUACUCUUGCCAAAGCUGCUGCUCAUUCCUCUCAAGCAACCCUUUUCUCUCUCAGUGGCGCAGAUUUGUAUUCCAUGUACGUUGGUGAGGGUGAAGCUCUAUUGCGCGAUACAUUUCGACAAGCCCGACUUGCAGCUCCUAGUAUUAUUUUCUUUGAUGAAGCUGAUGCAGUCGCUUCGAGAAGGGGAAUUGGCGAAAAUGGAAGCUCGGGGGGUGGGAAUGACACAUCAGUAGGGGAGAAGUUACUCUCCACGUUGCUCACAGAGAUGGACGGACUUGAACUCGCACAGGGUGUGCUUGUUCUGGCAGCCACCAAUCGACCACAGGCAAUUGACGCUGCCUUGAUGCGACCAGGACGCUUUGACUCUGUGCUCUACGUUCCACCUCCAGACAAAGAGAGCAGGUUGGAAAUCUUACGCGUCCACACGAGAAGCAACGCUCUUGCGGAUGACGUCGAUUUGAAUGGAGUGGCUGACGAUACAGAGUGUUUUACUGGUGCUGAGCUUGCCGGUCUUUGUAGGGAGGCAGUAAUGGCUGCUUUGCGGGAGAGCUUGGCUAAUAACACGGAUUCAAAUAUGGUUUGUAAACGCCAUUUUGAUAGUGCUAGAAAUGGGACAAGUGCUAGUUUGUCUCCCCUUCAGAUUGCAAGCUAUGCCAAUUUUAAGGCAAAGAAAUGAAGUUAACGGCUUUUUGCAGGCGUGUGAA
This is a messenger RNA of Physcomitrium patens, 1992 nucleotides long. NCBI's taxonomy places the organism in Eukaryota, Viridiplantae, Streptophyta, Bryopsida, Funariales, Funariaceae. The record is from RefSeq and is a predicted model, not a curated record.